UUGUUUUCAGAAAGUCCGCAGCUUUUAAUCGCAACGAUAGUCUCAAACAACACGACUUGCCCAGCCAACGAAGAAUUCAAUGAAUGUGGCUCGGCCUGUGAGCCGACAUGUCGGGAGCCCAAUCCAGGAUUUUGUACUGCACAGUGCGUAGCGAAAUGCCAGUGUAAGAAGGGAUUUAUCCGCAACGACGAAAAGGUCUGCGUAGCUACUUCUGCCAGUUUGGCGAAACAAGACAACUGUGGUGUGAAUGAAGAACGAAAACGGUGUGGUAGCGCUUGCGAGCCGACCUGCGAUCAACCUCAUCCAGCGUUGGAUAUCUGUUUUGGAUGUUGCUCUCACGGAUUCCGAACUCUUGAU
Messenger RNA from Haemonchus placei, 357 nucleotides. Lineage: Eukaryota; Metazoa; Nematoda; Chromadorea; Rhabditida; Trichostrongylidae. The record is from the annotation of a GenBank genome assembly.